GCCCGUCACGUGACUGCUCCGCUUCCAGUCCCCGCGGGCGUUGCUGGGCAACGGGGACACGCUGCCCGCGGCUGCAGAGAGCCGGGCCCGGAGCGGAUCUGCCCCCCGCCAGCAGGCACCAUGGAGAUCGUCUACGUAUAUGUGAAGAAGCGCAGCGAGUUUGGCCGACAAUGCAACUUCUCCGACCGGCAGGCCGAGACCAACGUGGACAUCCAGCCAGACCCGAGCCAAGCCAAAAACUUCAUAGAGAGGGACCCCAUUGAUGCUGCAAUACAGUGUGCCAGUGAUAUGUCGGAGCAUGAGGUCAACACGGAGAGAUUUGAGAUGGAAAACGAGGGGGUUAACCACUUGGAAGGAGGGUGGCCAAAAGAUGUCAACCCGCUGGAGAUGGAGCAGACCAUUCGCUUCCGGAAGAAAGUGGAGAAAGAUGAGAACUAUGUCAACACCAUCAUACAGCUCGGCAGUCUGAUGGAACAUUGCAUCAAACAGAACAAUGCGAUCAAUAUCUACGAGGAGUACUUUGACGAUGAGGAGACAGCAGACGUAGCAGAUGAGCCUCCGUCUGCAAAAACCAUCAAUGUCUUCAGGGAUCCAAACUUAAUCAAAAGGACAGCCACGCAUCUCUCCUGGCACCCAGAUGGAAGCAAGAAGCUGGCAGUAGCUUAUUCCAGCCUGGAGUUCCAGCGAAGCUCCAAAGAUAUGAGCUAUGAGUCAUACAUAUGGGAUCUUGAAAAUCCCAACAAACCAGACCUGGUUCUCAGGCCAUCAUCCCCGCUUAUGAGCCUGGAAUACAACCCCAAAGACUCUCACAUCCUGGUUGGAGGAUGCUAUAAUGGACAGAUCGCUUACUGGGACACCAGGAAAGGAGGACAGCCGGUGGAGCUUUCCACCGUAGAAUUCAGCCACAGGGACCCCGUGUAUGGAAUGAUCUGGCUUCAAUCCAAAACCGGCACAGACUGUUUCUCCGCUUCUACCGAUGGGCAGGUCCUGUGGUGGGAUAUCCGUAAGCUGACCGAGCCCACGGAGACACUGGUGAUGGACAUCAGCAGGAAAGGAGUCUUGGAGAAUGCUUUAGGAGCCAUCGCGCUGGAGUUUGAACCAACCAUGCCGACCAAGUUCAUGGUGGGGACAGAACAAGGCGUGGUGAUCACCUGUAACCGCAAGGCCAAGACACCUGCUGAAAAGAUAGUUGGCACAUACAGUGGGCACCAUGGCCCCAUCUAUGCCCUGGCAAGGAACUCUUUCUUCCCCAAGAACUUCCUGACAGUCGGGGACUGGACUGCUCGGAUCUGGUCUGAGGACUGCAAGGAAUCAUCCAUCAUGUGGACCAAGUACCACAUGGCUUACCUAACAGAUGGGUGCUGGAGCACUAUCCGGCCAGCUGUCUUCUUCACAACCAAAAUGGACGGGACCCUUGAUGUCUGGGACUUCCUCUUCAAACAGAACAACCCCUCCCUCAGUGUGAAGGUCUGUGACGAGCCUCUCUUCAGCCUGCGUCUGCAGGACAACGGGCGUUUCAUUGGCUGCGGCUCUAAGCUGGGCACAGUGACCCUGCUGGAGGUCUCUUCCGGGCUCUGUACCCUGCAGAGGAACGAGAAGAACCUGGCCACGGCGAUGUUUGAGCGAGAGACAAAGCGAGAGAAGAUCCUGGAGGCCCGGCACCGGGAGAUGCGUCUGAAGGAGCGCACCAAGGCCGAGGGCAAGGAGGAGGACGUGAAGGUGGAGACGGAGGAGGAGAAGCCUGAGGAGCUGCUGGCCAGAGUCCAGAAGGAGUUCUUCGAGAUCAUCGAAGCAGAGAUCAGGAGGAAGGAGCGGGCAGCCAAGCUGUCGAAAGCCCAGGAGAAGGAAGUUACAGAUGAAAACGAGGAUGAAGACCCCUACAAGGAGGAGUGAGCCUGGCGUGUGGCUCGCACAGUCGCACUUAAUUUAUUCUCGUACCAGUGCAGGUUGUUUCCCCUUUUGAGCUUUUCUACAAGACAGACUGGAUUAAUAAACAGCAGCAUUUUUAAGCCA
This is a messenger RNA of Mauremys reevesii (Reeves's turtle), 2013 nucleotides long. RefSeq names its product dynein axonemal intermediate chain 2 (gene DNAI2). Gene Ontology annotation, cellular component: outer dynein arm. Gene Ontology annotation, molecular function: dynein light chain binding; dynein heavy chain binding. Gene Ontology annotation, biological process: cilium movement; outer dynein arm assembly. The record is from RefSeq and is a predicted model, not a curated record. NCBI's taxonomy places the organism in Eukaryota, Metazoa, Chordata, Testudines, Geoemydidae. The transcript has 14 exons. The coding region runs from base 121 to 1893 and encodes 590 amino acids.